This is a messenger RNA of Fomitopsis serialis, 1032 nucleotides long. RefSeq lists its product as uncharacterized. The record is from RefSeq and is a predicted model, not a curated record. NCBI's taxonomy places the organism in Eukaryota, Fungi, Basidiomycota, Agaricomycetes, Polyporales, Fomitopsidaceae. The coding region runs from base 1 to 1032 and encodes 343 amino acids. The transcript has 3 exons.
AUGCCGCACCUCGACCCAACUUCCGAGGCGUACGCUGCCCGCUACUACCGCCUCCUAGAGGUCCUCAAGACCGAGGGACUUGUCGAGCCGCGAUACGAUGCCAACAGUCCCGGAGAGUGGCUGGCUUGGGCCCACGGAGUCCGUUGGAUGAUUCGAUUCUUGUUCGAGUCCCGCAGCCGGGCCAUCCUGCUAGCGAACGAUACGCUUCCUGCUCCUAGGUCGUUCCCCGAGAUCGACGAGUUGAUGCGUUACCUCGACGAGGUCUUUCACCGCGAUGGCAACCAGGGGGACAUCCUAGGUUCGCCCUACCCUACGAUCGCGUGGUCCGAGACCUUGGUGCUGCUCGAACAAGUCAACCAGGCCGAACGUCGUCCUCUCGCGAACCCGCAGUAUCAGCGCGAGACGUUGAUCCUGUCCGACUUCCGCCAGCUGCCCGACAACCUCGAGUCCAUGGGUCGAGCGAUUCACAACAUCGCAGUCGACCAGCGCCGCACGCACAGCACCCUCGUCGGGUUGCUCGAAAGCCUGCUCGAGCGCGUCAACACUGACCGUAGCUUCGACGCCGGUCCGUCUUCACCCGCUUUCGCCCUCGCUCUCUCCCUAGCUCGCCUACCCGCUCGCCUGCCGUCUUGCUCACCCGUUAUUCCACUCGCCUGCUGUUUCACGCGCCCGCCGCUCCACUCGCCUGUUGUUCAAUUCGCCUGUCGCUUCCCUCGCCCGCCGUCCUGCUCACCCACCGUCUCGCUCUCCCUGUCGUCCCUCACACUUGUGUCCCUCUCGCCGCCCUACUUACCCGCUGUGUCGCUCACCCACCGUCCCGCAUGCCCGCACAAGUCCGUGCAUGACCCCCCAGACCCGCUGACCCGCGUAGCACCCGUACUCGCCGUGGCGGGUUUGUACCGGUGCUGGUAUGGGUCCGAGUCCGAGCCGUGCUCGGCGCUAGCUGCCAUGCACAAGCUCGAGAAGGAUCUAUCCUUUGAGUACGAACAUGGCGAGGAGCAUGGCCCGCCCACUAUACUUACACCCGCCUGA